GGCAAAAUUAAAGUAAGGGAAAAAAUCAAUUCUGUCCGCAACGGUGCGGAUUAAUCAGGUCCUCGUGCUCCAUGGACCUGCAUAAAAAAAUCCCCAAAAAAUCUGCUUUCACUCUUCGAGAAACCCUGUAAGAAGUUCUCCACCGCCCCGGCGUUAUUUCCCGGCGGCGGCGGCGUUCCUGUCCCGCUGAUCGACCUGUCGGAGCCGGACUUCCGGGAGCAGCUGGUCCAGGCCUGCGAAGAAUUCGGGUUCUUCAAAGUCAUCAACCAUGGCGUCCCAACUGAGGCUAUCGCGGCCCGCGAAUCCCAGGCCCUCGAAUUCUUCUCCCUCCCAAUCGCCGAUAAGGAGAAAACCGGGCCCUUCGUCUACGGCAAGAACAAAAUCGGCCCCAAUGGCGACGUCGGCUGGGUCGAGUACUUGCUCUUCACCUCCGACUCCCACGCCGACAUCCACCGCCGCUUCUCCGCCGUCUUCGGCGAAGCCGCCCAUGAAUUCCGAGAUGGCGAAGGCGAGGCCGGAAUUUCAAGUAUACAACAGUUUGACGAAGCAGAAAGAGAUUUUCAGGCCCUUAGUUGAGGGAAAAGUUGGAAUGUACGUUUGCGGCGUAACCUCUUACGACCUCAGCCACAUCGGCCAUGCUCGUGCCUAUGUCGCGUUUGAUGUUCUUUACAGGUAUCUGAAAUAUUUGGGCUAUGAGGUGGCUUAUGUGCGCAAUUUCACUGAUGUCGAUGACAAGAUUAUUCGUAGAGCAAACGAACUUGGAGAAGAUCCAGUAGAACUAAGUGGGCGGUUCUGCCAAGAGUUCCUUAAGGACAUGGCCGAUCUCCAUUGCCUUCUUCCGACUCACCAGCCUCGUGUUACUGAGCAUAUGGAUCAGAUUAAGGACAUGAUUGCUCAGAUCAUUGACAAUGGCUGUGCUUAUGCUGUCGAUGGAGAUGUUUACUUUUCUGUAGAUAAAUUCCCACAUUACGGUCUUCUAUCCGGAAGGAAGCUAGAAGAUAACAGAGCGGGGGAACGAGUUGCUGUUGAUGAGAGAAAGCGAAAUCCUGCUGAUUUUGCCCUGUGGAAGGCUGCAAAGCCGGGCGAGCCAUCAUGGGGUAGCCCCUGGGGUCCGGGAAGACCCGGGUGGCAUAUAGAAUGCAGUGCCAUGAGCGCGCACUACCUGACUCAUACUUUCGACAUUCACGGCGGCGGGAUGGAUCUGAUAUUUCCUCAUCAUGAAAAUGAGCUUGCUCAGAGCUGUGCCGCGUGCGCAGAUAGUAAAGUGAAUUACUGGAUACAUAAUGGCUUUGUUACGGCCAAUGAUGAAAAAAUGUCCAAGUCUCUGGGAAACUUUUUCACCAUUCGUGAGGUUACGAAGCUAUACCAUCCACUUGCGUUGAGACAUUUCCUGCUCGGAACUCACUACCGCUCUCCAGUCAAUUAUUCGAUAUCGCAGAUUGAGAUUUCCUCGGAAGCUGUGUUUUAUAUAUAUCAGACUUUGAAAGACUGCGAGGAUGCAUUAUUGACGCUGAAAGAUGAAAUUGGAACGAACGGAAAAACUGUUCGGGUGAGCCCUGCUGCUCAACAGAACAUCACUAAGCUACACGACGAAUUCGAGAUGAAAUUAGCGGAUGAUUUGCAUACCCCAACGAUCUUAAAUGCUGCGCUUCAAGAAGCUUUGAGAUUUAUCAACAGCUCCAUAACUAUGCUCAAGAAGAAGCUGCAGAAGCAACAGCAAUUAGUUAUCAUUAAAUCACUCGUCGAUAUAGAGAAACAAGUCAAAGAAGUGCUGGAUGUUCUCGGAUUGCUUUCCCAUUCAACUUACGCCGAGGUUUUGCAACAGCUGAAAGACAGAGCCUUGAAAAGGGCAGGUCUAACCGAAGAAGAUAUUCUCCAUUCCAUCGACGAACGAACUCUAGCCAGGAAAAACAAGGAGUUCGGAAAAAGUGAUCAGAUCAGAGCCGACCUUGCGACCAAAGGAGUUGCUUUAAUGGACAUUGGCAACGAUACCAUUUGGAGGCCGUGCGUACCGGCGCAACAAGAACAGCCCGAUGCACCAAUGCAGCAGAAGAACAACGGCGAACAAGUAAAGGCUAGCUGACGGAUGAGCGGAAACACAAUUAAUCACUGAAAUUUUGUCACCCUUCUUAUAUAUGCAAAGGCGUCGAGGGAUUUUGAUCCAUGGGCUCAGGGUCACGAGUUAAACCUAAAACUCAUUUCCAUCUUUCAAAAUAUUUAUAUCUAUGUGUUAUAUACAUUUACAUAAAUGUUUUACGUAUGCAAUCUUUUAUGGUUUGUGAUGUUUAACGUUGUGAUGAUAGCAAUCUGUUGUGUAUUGACUCUUGUCGAUGAAUUAUGAUUAGGGGUGGGAAAAGAAUCGAAUUGAGCUGUCGAACCGUUGA
Andrographis paniculata is the source of this 2384-nucleotide messenger RNA. Its product is annotated as cysteine--tRNA ligase 2, cytoplasmic-like. The record is from RefSeq and is a predicted model, not a curated record. Gene Ontology annotation, cellular component: cytoplasm. Gene Ontology annotation, molecular function: ATP binding; cysteine-tRNA ligase activity. The coding region runs from base 269 to 2083 and encodes 604 amino acids. Gene Ontology annotation, biological process: cysteinyl-tRNA aminoacylation. The transcript has 12 exons. Lineage: Eukaryota; Viridiplantae; Streptophyta; Magnoliopsida; Lamiales; Acanthaceae.